AAUAUAAUAAAUACAAAUAAAAAGUGCCUCCCUAUGUGUUGUAAAUAGAUCAACAGAUGCUCCUCUUGUUAAUACUCAGGCGUUCUCCUCUGGCGGUGGACAGAAUAGCAGCAGGGCAUUAAUUCGGAUAUGAGUGCUGUUGGCAAUUUGUAGUAGUACAGGGGAAAAAAUUAAGAUGGGGCGGUGUUUCAGAUUCAAUCGAGGUGAUUGACAGUUUACAUAAUGAGAAGCAAGGGCACAAGGCAACUAUAUAAACAGAGUAAAGAGAGAGACGUUCUCCAUUUAGUAAUUGUAAGACCAGCGGACAGGUUGCAAAUCCAAACCCUUUAAUACAGACGCAACUCCUUAAUCCUAAACAAAACAACCUUAGCCCAACUGGAGUAUACACACAUAUGCAAGGUGGAGUCGAUUAAGAAACGAAAGGUACCUUACUUUGGAUACUGAUUUUGAUAUAUCUUCAACCUGUACCACUGGGAUCACUGGAAUUUCUAUAGAAAUUGCGCGCUUUGGAUUUGGAGCACUUGGAGGAAAAGAGGAUCUGAUCGGCUGGUCAGACUACUGGGAAUAUUGAAAGAGUGUUUCGUUUUGUUUUGUUUUUUUGUCAUAAUAUCCCCGCCAGUACUUGGAUUAGGUGUGCUUUUAAGAAAGAGGAAAAGGGCUGCAUUCAAAGGAAAAUAGCUGCCUUGGAGAAGUGGAAAGAAUGGCAGCUUGCUUCAUUUUGAGCAUCGCACUCGUUUUAACAUUUUUUACGCAGGUGUCGGGAUCGGGGGUAUUCGAGUUGAAGGUUCACGAGUUUUUGAAUGCAAAUCGUUUGCUGGCUAAUGGGAAUUCGUGCAAACCCGACUGCAGGACUUUCUUUCGGGUUUGUCUGAAGCACUAUCAGUCGGUUGUAUUACCAGGUGACUGUAUCUUCGGCAGCGUUGUUACCCCGGUGCUGGGAAGCAAUUCAUUCCAGGUCAUCGAUGCAGACAGUUCAAGCAGCCCUAUAAGAAUGUCCUUCGACUUCAGAUGGCCGGGGUCGUUUUCUUUAAUCAUUGAAUCCUGGUAUGCUGCCUUUGAUGACCUACCUGUAGACACAACCAACCCUGACUUAUUGAUUAGCUUUUUUGCGAUCCAAAGAAAUUUGGCUGUAGGGGAGGAGUGGUCUCAGGAUGAGCAGACUGGCAAGCAGACGGAGCUAAGGUAUUCUUACCGGGUCAUCUGCAAUGAAAAUUACUACGGCGAAAGUUGUUCCAAAAAAUGCACGCCCAGGAACGACCUUUUUGGCCACUACAUCUGCGACACUGAUGGGCAAUUAUCCUGCCUCCCCGGCUGGAAGGGAGAAUACUGCCAAGAACCUAUCUGUCUUGAGGGAUGUAGCAAAAGCAAUGGAAACUGUUCCAGCCCUGGAGAAUGCGUGUGUCGGGCAGGCUGGCAGGGCCAGUUCUGUGACGAGUGUGUCCGUCAUCCAGGCUGUAAGCAUGGCACAUGUCAGUCAUCCUGGCAGUGUACCUGUGAUGAAGGCUGGGGAGGACUGUUCUGUGACCAGGAUCUUAACUACUGUACCCAUCACAGGCCAUGCUUGAAUGGUGCUACUUGUAUGAACACUGGCCAGGGCAGCUACACCUGCACCUGCAGACCGGGCUACACAGGUGUGAACUGUGAACUGGAGGUGAGCGAGUGUGACAGCAACCCUUGCAGGAACGGUGGGAGCUGCACGGAUCUUGAAAAUGGUUACAAAUGUACUUGCCCUCAAGGGUUUGAGGGAUCUCACUGUGAACACAGCUCCUUAACCUGUGCCGGUUCUCCUUGUUUUAACCACGGUAUCUGCUCUGAAAAAGACCACGGAAGAAGCUAUAUUUGCAAUUGCCCUCGUGGCUUCACUGGUUUAAACUGUGAGAAGAAAGAGGACAAGUGCACCAGCAACCCCUGUGCAAACGGUGGACAGUGUGUUGACCUUGGCCACAGCAGGAAUUGUCGUUGCCGCCCUGGGUUCACCGGCCAGCGGUGUGAGAUCAACAUCAACGAGUGUGCGAGUAAACCCUGCAGCAACGGAGGCACUUGCAUUGACCACAUCAAUGACUACACAUGCAGGUGUGCCCCUGGCUAUGGUGGCAGAAACUGUGAGAUCAAGACAAGAGACGAAUGUGCUUCCGACACAUGUAGCAAUGGGGGGACCUGUCUGAGUAGCGCCUAUGGCAGCAGCUUUUAUUGCAAUUGUCCAAUCGGCUUCACAGGUAACCGCUGUGAAUUGUACACUGUGUCUGUGCCCGACUCCAGAGAUCAGACCUUUCCCUGGGUGGCGAUUUCAUUGGCUGUGGGUCUGGUUGCCCUGCUAAUGUUGCUCUGCAUCAUUGUGGUCGUCCUGAGGCACAUACGGAGACAGAGGGACUUAGAGGAACAGGACUUGGAGACCAUGAACAACUUGUCGGAUUUCCAGAAAGACAACUUGAUCCCAGCAUCGCAGUUGAAAAACACCAACAAAAAAGUGGACCUGGAAGUGGACUGUGCAGUCGAAAAAUUGAACUAUAAACACAAAAACUAUCACUUGGACUACAAUUUAGUUAAAGACUUCAAAGACGAUGUGUCACAAGAGGAUAAAUGUCAUAAUUGUGACAAAUUGUGUCCGGAAGAAAAGAUACCGUUAAGAAUGCACAGUGAAAAGCCGGAGUGUAGGAUAUCAACGAUAUGCUCCCCAAGGGAUUCCAUGUACCAGUCUGUGUUUGUAAUAGCAGAGGAGAGGAACGAGUGUGUCAUAGCAACUGAGGUUUAAAUCUAGUAAAACAGUAAUACACCUCAAACGAAAAGGAGGAAAUAUCUUCUGCACUGUUUACAAAAAAGACACACUGAGACUGAGAAUUAUUUAAAUGCAAAUCGCUGCUCUUAAAAACUAUUGAGAACUGGAUAGAGCUAAUGACUGAUUGCUCCGGAAAUGCAAUAUUACUUUUAAUAAGUGUUAGAAUGUAUCUGCAACGUAGGGCUGAGGCAUAUCAUGGACAUUUUAUAUUGGGUCUGUAUUCCCUAAUGUACAAAAAAAAAAAAACCCUGUAGAUUUGUGUAAAAAUAUAAGCAGGAGAAAAGGGUCCCUCUGAACUGUCCCACCUUGUCAUAAAGAGACAUCCAAGGAAAACAAUGGAAGCUGGAAGCUUUGUGCUAUGCAAGAUCUAGGCAAAGGGUCGGUUUGGAAAGAAAGAAAAACCCUCGCGACAAGAUGUGGAAGUUUUAAAAUAUUUCAGGAGAAUGCCAGGGACUGGUGACGUCAUACUCGUGAAAUGUCAUGAUUUGAAACUCACUGAAGAUUGUACGCAGUCCAAAUCCCUAAGCCUUAAAAUUGUUUCAAAAGACUUCAUGAUUUAUUUUCCAUGUUUUCUUGGAUCCUUUGCACUACUGAUGUUUGUAAAUCAAAAGAUUAUAUAUAUAUAUAUAUAUAUAUAUAUAUAUAUAUAUAUAUAUAUAUAUAUAUAUAUAUAAUUUUUUUGUUGUUGUUGGAAAAGGUGGGACUUCUGUCUGUACAUCAAGCAGUGCCAGCACAGUUCCAGAUGAGUAAAUGCAAUUCCUUUCUUAAUAAUAUGCAACACUGCCCAUAUUAAAAGAACUGACUAUCAAACCAUGGACUGCCUAUAAUUAGUGUUGAAAUUAUGGAACCAAUAAUGUUAUUUAAGAUUGGUAUUUCACUAGCUAAUUUAAUACAAAUAUGAAGCUCUGAUCUUUCUAUGUUUUAUAAGAUUAUUUUGUAUAUAAUGUAUAUUUAUAAGAAAAACAAGGUCUGAAGUGUAAAUGUUAUUUCUUCAUUUCUUCACACUGUUUUUAAUUUGAUGUCAACAAAAAUUAGAUUUUUUUUUUUUCUUUUUUUUUUUUUU
Molecule: messenger RNA, 3839 nt
Organism: Polyodon spathula (Mississippi paddlefish)
Lineage: Eukaryota; Metazoa; Chordata; Actinopteri; Acipenseriformes; Polyodontidae
Product: delta-like protein 4
Exons: 11
Coding region: 701-2752 (683 amino acids)
Biological process (GO): multicellular organism development; establishment or maintenance of epithelial cell apical/basal polarity; cell communication
Cellular component (GO): protein-containing complex; plasma membrane
Molecular function (GO): calcium ion binding
Source: RefSeq, a predicted model, not a curated record